AAUUAAGAUGUUUUCUGUUGCAACGAGAAGAUAACACAAAGUACAAAUAUAUAAAUAUUUAAUGCACAAAAUAAUAUCAGGUAUCAACAUAUUACAGAUACGACGUCUUGACAGCUUUAGAACGGCUGCUUAUUUAACUCUAAAAAUGGUUAUUACUGAUGACUGAAAGUAAAAUAUUAGUUUUGAUUUACUUAUGUUACAAAAACGCAAAUAAUACAGUGGAUUGCAGUUUCUAAUUGGACAGAAUUUAAAUAAACCCCACCUACCGACGUUUCUGAUUGGUGAAACCCCUGUGGACCCAGACGGAUUGUGGGCGUGUUUAAUUCGUUCCCAUGGUGCGAGUGUCACUCACUUGAGCGAAACGUGAACACCACUUGGACAUUUUGACAAAGGCAUUCCUAUGAAUACAAUAUUAAGUAUUUAUUUUAGUAAAUAGCAAUCAUGGACGCUAUUUUUAAGGCGUUGUUUUCUUCUGAAGAUGAAGAGCUGUACAUAUUGGAUUGUUUAUCCUACUUCAUGAUGCUCAUGGCUUUCGUGACUUUCCUCGCUUUACUCUUUGUAAACGUGCCCUAUGGCAGGUAUGCAUCCACCAGGUAUGGAUUUCCUGUAAAUGUCAAAUUCGCCUGGUUCGUCCAGGAACUACCAGCCUUUCUUGUACCUCUGGGAUUGAUGCUGAGUUCUUGUGCAAGGAUAACACACCUGCCCAACCAGCUACUUCUGGUGAUGUACCUAUGCCAUUAUUUUCAAAGGUCUCUCAUCUAUCCAUUUUUAAUUCGAGGAGGGAAAUCAACACCGUUCAUCUCAUUUGCUUUGGCCUUUGUCUUCUGCAUCUAUAAUGGGUACCUGCAGACAAGAUACCUGAGUCACUAUGCAGAAUACCCACCAGAUUGGGUUACACAUCCUUAUUUCAUUAUAGGGUCUUGUCUGUGGCUCGUGGGAUGGAUCAUUAACAUUCAUUCUGACCAUAUCCUCAGGAACCUACGUAAACCUGGAGAGACCGGCUAUAAGAUACCUAGAGGAGGCAUGUUUAAGUUUGUGUCAGGAGCAAACUUCUUGGGUGAGGUUGUAGAAUGGACCGGGUUUGCUAUUGCUGCUCACUCGAUCCACAGUGCUGCCUUUGCCAUCUUCACUCUUGUUGUGCUGUCCAGCAGAGCUGUGGCUCACCAUAAGUGGUAUCUUGCGAAAUUUGAAGACUAUCCAAAAUCAAGAAAAGCAUUAAUACCAUUUGUGUUCUGAUCUCUGUAUAAGCCUCCUUACUACAAAAUGUUUACAUUGUUUCAUUGACCAUUAUGAAGUUAAGAAACACCAUCAUAAAAUCAGAUUAUAUACAAAGACAUUAAGACAUUGUGUCCGAUAAACAUGGAAGCUGCUGUCGCAUUUCGUCACAUAUGAGCAAUUGGUAAGGACUGCCAGUUCUUGUCAGAAAAGACAAACAUGAUUCAUUUGCUGGAAAGCAAGUGCUCAUAAUCCAGACAUGUGCUUCAGAAGUGUGACAGCAGCAGAUUCAUUUAUCAUCAUCAUCAUAUAGAUUUUUUUUUAAAACAUUCAUACCGAGUUAGCAUUUCUGUCAGAUUAAAUGGAUAGCAUUUUUCUUUAGCAGCUUUCUAAUCCCCCAUAUGACCGUAAUGCAAAUACCACGUUCAAGGUCUAGAAAUUGUUAGAGCAGUCCAUGUGCCUACAGUGAUUUAAUCUUAAUUUCAUUAAGCGAUAAGAAUAUAUUCUGUGCACCAAAAAAAUACUUUAUUUUACAUUUUCUUUUUUCCAUGUCAGUCUCUGAUGUGCAUUCAUGAAAGCACAUAUGCCAUAAAUUGACAGGCGCCGCCACAUUGGUCCGAGGAUGAGCGCACCAUAAACACAAGUAAAUAGGGGGCGGUGUGUUUUUUCUGCAAAAAAGAACAAUAACGUAUCGCAUCAGUGGACCAAAGUGCUGAAAGACACCUAUAGGCAUUUAUUUAUGUCUAUGUGCAUGUGGUGCUUGAUGCAGGAGGUCAGAGUUCACAACGUGUGUGAACGCAUGUCGGAGACAGACACGAAGGGAAUAUAAAAUGUCUAAUAAAGUCUUUUUUAGUUUCUUGCUCACAAAUUAUUCUUAAAUGAAGAUUGAACAAGUGCAGGCACACAGACUAUUUUAACAGUGUCUUCACUGCCUUUCUGGGUCUGCGUAAAGAGUCAUUUACAGUCGUGUGUAAGCUCUAUGCCUUAGCUACACCGUAGGCUAUGCGUAGGCUUUGCAAAGCCUACAAUUUAAUAAAGUGGACCACAAGCACUGUGAUUGGUCCACUAGAACCCCUCCCAUCAGGUCCAAAAAAUCUGUAAUGAGCCCUUAAAGGUGCAGUGUGUACAUUUUAGUGGCAUCUAGUGGUGAGGUUGCAAAUUACAACCAACGGCUCAGUCCAGUGCUCACCUCUUCUUUUGAAACGCAAAGAGAAGCUAUGGUAGCCGCCACCGGAAAAACAGGACAUCGUCGGAGACAACGUAGUAAAAAAGUUUGUAAAAACAUAAUGGUUCAUUAUAAAAAGGUCUUCAUACACCUCUGAUAAUAUAGUUUUGUAUAUUAUUUUGCAUUUCUGUCAAGAGAUCCUUCUAAAAAUACACACUGCACCUUUAACAAUGCGUCUGUUCUUCAUGGACCGCAAGUGCUGUGAUUGGUCAGUAUGUAAUUGCACGUCGACGUUCACAGUGCUUGCGGUCUGCAUAGAACAGUCGCAUUGUUACAUUUUUGGCGAGGUGUGCGUCAGGCUACGCAGAGCCUACGGCGUAGUGGUUGUGUUCACACACUGCCAACACACAUUUAUGUCCAAACACUUGUAAACGUGGAUUUCGCAUAAUAGGUGCCCUUUAAAAGUGUACUGGGAACUUUCAGGCAUAUGGCUGAGGUGAUAGGUCAGCACAUGAAGCUGUCCAAAUAAAUUUUUUAGAUCAAUAACAAAACAUAUACCAAGUGGGGGUGCUGCUGUCAAGGACAUAAAAGAUGUUUGAAGUGAGUACCAUGCCUUAAAAGGACCACUACAGUUAUUUAUAGAUAAAAUGCCUGAUUUUAUGAGGUGAUGUCAGUAUUGUCAUUUACAUCUGUAAUAUGUAAAAGUUGAUCUUUAUAAAGUGCCUUCUGCAAGGCCUAAUAACUAUCAUGGCAUUUUACAAUUAAAUGUUUUUACACUAAAUUGUUUUGUAGUGAAAAAUAAAGAAAAAAAAAAUUAUGUCAAGGAUUCAUGUGAACCUCGCUCACAAUUACAGUAGCUAUAUAAUGUUUUUUGUAUAUAUUUUGUUUGUGACAUCAUCCUUUACCAUUGCUGACACGUAUUGACUUGUAUACCUUUAAGGGAUAACACAUUUAACAUGUCAAGAGUUAUGUGUUCUAUGUGUCAACGCUGUCAGCAAAAAAUUAGCUUGCCUUAGGUUUGUUUAUCUCUGAAUUGGAGAAGGUCAUAUGAAUUAUUAUGAAUCUAAUUUAAGGAGCCAAUUGUUUUUGUUUUUUAUAAUUUGAAAUAAAGAUUUUGUACCAUUUUUUUCUUUUUAAACACAUGCAUCUGAUGUAAUUCUACAGAAACACUUUUAUCUAUUGACAUACUGUUUAGUUUAGCGUGCAUGAUCAAUCUAGAUCUGAGUUUAGAGUCGAGUAGGUUAUUCAGUGAAAUAACCGGCCAGCCACAGGCAAAGCAAUGAAGAAAUGUUCUUGCAAACCACACAACUCUAUUCGCAGCACCCUUUGAUUUAUACAGGAGCAUGAAGAAGACAUUAGAAAGUGUAACAUUCAACAUAACACACACCUCUGUGCCUGCCAGCAAAGUGAUAAAGCCUCUCUUUAUGCACUGCAUGUAGUGUGACAGCAUUGCAGAGAUGCA
Misgurnus anguillicaudatus (oriental weatherfish) is the source of this 3842-nucleotide messenger RNA. It is a transcript of the gene srd5a1, whose product is annotated as steroid-5-alpha-reductase, alpha polypeptide 1 (3-oxo-5 alpha-steroid delta 4-dehydrogenase alpha 1). Gene Ontology annotation, biological process: steroid biosynthetic process. Gene Ontology annotation, cellular component: membrane. Gene Ontology annotation, molecular function: 3-oxo-5-alpha-steroid 4-dehydrogenase activity. Lineage: Eukaryota; Metazoa; Chordata; Actinopteri; Cypriniformes; Cobitidae. The record is from RefSeq and is a predicted model, not a curated record.